Molecule: messenger RNA, 1208 nt
Organism: Prinia subflava (tawny-flanked prinia)
Lineage: Eukaryota; Metazoa; Chordata; Aves; Passeriformes; Cisticolidae
Product: zinc finger protein 239-like
Exons: 2
Coding region: 114-1208 (364 amino acids)
Biological process (GO): regulation of gene expression
Cellular component (GO): nucleus
Source: RefSeq, a predicted model, not a curated record
GGCACGGAGGCAAAUCCCAUCCUGUCCUUGUCCUUCCUCCCCCAGACAAGGAGCCCAGGGAGGACAAAUCUCCUCAGCAGAACCUCGUGGAAGAGGCUGUUUUGAGCGGCUCCAUGGCACAGGAAUGCAACGGGGAGGAAAAGCCGCGGAGAUCCUGCCCGAGGAGGGGCUCCAAACCCAUGCCAGGGUGCUCCGAGGAGGAAGGACCCACCCUGUGCCAGGAAGGCAGCCAGAGAUGUGGCCAGAGCUCUGAGCUGGUGGUGCAUGAACAGCUUCACAAUGGCAAGAAGCUGCACCAGUGCUCGGAAUGUGGGAAGAGUUUCUGUGCAAAGUCCAGCCUGGUCCGGCACCAGAAGAUCCACACUGGGGAACGGCGCUACGAGUGUGGGAAAUGUGGGAAGCGCUUCAGAGACACCUCUCGCCUGAUGAUCCACCUGAGAGUCCACACUGGGGAACGGCCCUAUGAGUGUGGGGAGUGUGGGAAGAGCUUCACUCAAUGCUCCAGACUGAUCAUCCACAAGAGGAUCCACACUGGGGAACGGCCCUAUGAGUGUGGGGAGUGUGGGAAGGGCUUCACUACGAGCUGCAAAUUGAUUGUCCACCAGAGGAUCCACACUGGGGAACGGCCCUAUGAGUGUGGGGAAUGUGGGAAGAGCUUCACUAGGAGCUGCAAAUUGAUUGUCCACCAGAGGAUCCACACUGGGGAACGGCCCUAUGAGUGUGGGGAAUGUGGGAAGAGCUUCACUCAGAGCUACAGCCUGAUCGUCCACCAAAGGAUCCACACUGGAGAACGGCCCUAUAAAUGUGGAGAAUGUGGACAGAGCUUCAGCCAGGGCUCUGAGCUGGUGGUGCAUGAGCAGCUUCAUGAUGGGAUGAAGCCCCACAAGUGCUUGGAGUGUGGGAAGAGCUUCAGCUGGAGCAACACCCUGAUCCAGUACCAGAUGAUCCACACCAGGGAGAGCCCCUAUGAGUGUCCUGAGUGUGGGAAGAAGUUUCAGACCAGCUCACACCUCCUCAAGAACCAGUGGAUUCACACAGAGGAGAAGCACUUCUGCUGUCCUGUCUGCAGGAAGGGCUUCAAGAACAACUCCCACCUCGUCACCCACCAGCGCAUCCACACCGGAGAGAGGCCCUGUGAGUGUCCCCAGUGCAGGAAGAGCUUCACCCACAGCUCUCCCUUGACCAGGCACCGACAGAGGCACUGGUAA